Messenger RNA from Oryza brachyantha (malo sina), 573 nucleotides. Its product is annotated as circumsporozoite protein-like. The record is from RefSeq and is a predicted model, not a curated record. The transcript is spliced from 2 exons. Bases 1 to 573 code for a protein of 190 amino acids. Lineage: Eukaryota; Viridiplantae; Streptophyta; Magnoliopsida; Poales; Poaceae.
AUGGUAGCAACUCUACCAACAACUUCAGCUAUGGUGGCAGCUUUGGUACUAACAAUGGUAUUGGUGAAUUUAGCAGUGGACAUGCCUUGGGUGGUAGCAACAACGACAACUCUCAACAACGGCAACCCUGCCGGCAACUUUGGCCGCGAUGGCGGCUUUGGUGCUAAUCAUAGUGGAUUUAGCGGUGAAUGCGCCUUGGGUGGCAGCAACAACAGAAACUCUGCCAGCAACUUCGGCUACGGUGGCGGAUUUGGUGCAAACAGUGGUGGAUUAAGCGGUGGACACGCCUCAGGUGGCAACAACAACAGAAACUCUGCGAGCAACUUCGGCCAUGGUGGUGACACCGGUGCCAAUAGUGGUGGAUUUGGCAGUGGACAAUUUGGUGCCACUUGUGGCAGAUACAACGGCAAUCCUAGCAGCAACUUUGUCAACAAGACUGCAUCUGUAGGUUCUGGUGGCAGCGGUAGCAAGGCCAUGGGCUACGGAGCUAUCCAGGUCCAGUACCACGGCCAAGACGAUCUGUUGGGUGAUGACUUCUUCAACGAGGAGAGGUACAGAAGCAAUCGAGCAUAA